CGGUCCGGCCUGGGUUCCCGCAGCCCCUCGUGGAGGGGACGCCCCGACGGAGAAGAGGUGGGGAGAGGAGUGAGGACCUCGGCUCCCUCGGGACGGGAGCGGUGGAAAUCCCGUUUGUCGUAGCCAGACCCGUGUCCUCUCCCUCCUGAGACACGCGGGGAGUCAAGAGCUGUGCCCAGGGGAGGGUGUGAGGUGUAGGUCGGACUGGCUGAAAUGCAAGGAAAAUAUCUGAAAAAAAAAAGGGGAGGGGAAAAAACCCACCAGAAAGAAUGUUUUUGCAGAGUGGAAAGGUGGGCAGAGGAUGGGGAAAGUGCGAAGGGAGCAGGGUAGACAGCUGAGACCUGCGUCGCUCCUGAGUCUUGAUUUGGGCUGACAUGAAAAAUUCAUGUCAGAAAUCGAGGUGAUUCUGAGUGUGAUAGAAAGGUAAAGCCUAAGUAAAGAAUAGAAGGAUGAAGCAUGUGCACUUCACAGACAUGUCUUAUUCCCCAAGCAAGUUGGAGGUUAACCUGGAAAAAAAGUGAGGUGAAGGCAUCGGUUUAUUUAGUCAGAAUGGAUUAUGGAGCUGUUGAAAGUAAGUAUAGCUGACUGUUAACACUGCAGGAAGAAAACUUCUUCCCUCCCUCUACAUUAAAACUCUGUGCAGCCUCAGCCAGAAGCACAAAUUCAUAAAACCUUUGUGUGCAGUCAACUCCCAGGUUUAACUCUUCACUCCAAAUUCUUUCAUACAGAGUAAAGUGUUUGCCUAUUUUAACCUCAGCUGGCCAUCAACUCGUACAAAGUCAUGUGCAAAUGCAAAAGUUAAUCUCCCUUGUGCCUCUGUUGCAGUGGACAGCAUGAGUAUCUUCUCGAUUUGAAACUUACACAUCAUUUCCAAUUUGGAAGUUUUCUGCUUCCGAUACAUAGGCUUUGUAAAGUCUUUCUACUUUUGUUGUUUACUGUUACCAAAGGCCAAUUCCACAACCAUUUUAAAAUCACAUAGGUUUUCAUUGGAUUACCUGUUUAUGUGCUUAAUCCUAAUUGGGUCUGGAGCUGCCUUUUCAAUUCUGUUCACGACACAAACAACAGGAAGGUCCUGUCCCUUAUGUAGUUCUCCUAUGUGCUACAAUAAUACCCAUGUAUUAUUAAAAAUAAUAAAUUAAAGAAGCAGACCAGGCAAAAUCACUUCUCUCUUGCAGAAGAGACCAAUAUAGUGAAAGAGACAUAAGAGAUGAGUAACCACAACUACCUAAAGCAAACAAGAAAAUACAAUUACAUAGGUAGGAGCAAAAUGAUCAGAGGAGACCCAGCUGUGGGGAAGAGUGCUUUAGCCCAGAUGUUUCGCAGUGAUGGGGCUCAUUUUCAGAAGAACUACACACUGACAACGGGCAUAGAUCUGUUGGUGAAGGCUGUAUCAGUUCCAGAGACAAGUGAUAGUGUGGAAUUCUUCAUUUUUGACUCUGCAGGAAAAGAUCUAUUUUCUGAAAUGCUGGAGAAACUGUGGGAGCAACCCAACGUUCUGUGCCUUGUGUAUGAUGUCACUAAUGAGCAAUCUUUCAACAACUGUACCAAAUGGCUGGAGAAGCUGAGGGCUCAAGCAGUUGGGGUGCACAUCCCAGGUGUCCUAGUGGGGAAUAAAACAGACCUAGCUUAUCGCCGAGUUGUGGAGCAGAAAGAAGCACAGGAGUGGGCUGAGAAACAUGGCCUGGAAUACUGUGAGAUGUCAGUGAAGGAGAUGAAAAAUUUUGAGGCCCCUUUCCACAUCCUGGCAAAGUUAUUCCACCAACUGUACAAAGAAAAAGUGGAAACUUUUCGCUCACUAGCAUGACUGGUAUGCCUUAUUUAUCCUCUAAGCUUCUUCUAGUGCCUAGAAUCCUGCUGAAUGGAAUACAGAGAGAAGAAAAAAGAUGAACUAUUUGCUUCUUCGUGGUCAUCUUCUGGUAAUUCAAAAUAAACUAGAAAUAAGCAAGUGGAAAGACACUCUUACGAAGUUGCUACCUCAGCAUUCCUUUCAUGUCCUCUAACUUGGUUCUCUGCUCACUGAAAAUCUGCUAGGUUGGAGGAGGCGGGGAGUAAAAGGGAAGGGCAGAAUGGAAAUUGCCAGCUCUUUGCUUUGAUAUCUUCUUGUCUGAACAGACUUCCUGCUGCUACAAGCAAGGAUUUAGAGGUUUGGAAGCAGAGAGAGGAAGCUGACAGGAUGCUUUUCGACUUAAGCAACCCAACCUUGACGCGUACCUUGCAGGGCUGGACUGAUUUGGCCCUACGUCUUGAAAAGCAUUUUCUGGAGGAGGCCUAUGCCCUAAAAUCAACACCUGGAGACUGAGAUAUGUGGGAACUGAGCUGGAUUUAGGUGUGUUUCUAGGAGUGCCCACAGUUUGAGGCCUGUUUUAAAAGUGUUGCCCUUAGCAGUUGUAGGAGUGAUAUGCUGGUGACUAAUACGUGUUUCUGGUUUCUAGAAUGUUUCUUUCCUUCGACAUGGCUCACUGUCACUGCCUGGUGGGAAGUGUCUCGCGUCUGUACUGCUGUCACUUGGUGACGCAGUGCCCUCUGCUGGUCCCAGGUCACAGGAGUUGUCCAGAGGCUGCCACCUCCCUUGAAGUGAGCGGGAAGGACUUCCUGCAGGCACAUCCAAAUUGGUUAAUCUGCAAAAUGGGGUCAAAUUGCAAGAAUACCUCUUCUAUUCUAAAGACGAGUCCAAAAUGUAGAACAAAUUACCUUUUCUUCGUUAUGUCUUUGUCAUCUUAUAUUUUUUUGUGUCAUUUUUGUCAGCUGAACUUGGCAAUACCAUUCUGAUAAGGUUCAGUUCUCAAUCUCAAAAUCAGAGUCCUGUUUCUUGUUAAACUCUCCCUGCUUGUCAUUGACUUUCGGAUUAAAGACCACGGUUCUGGUGUUGCUAAUGGAAACGGGACUAGGGAAAUGAAAGACAGCCUGGGUAAGUUGCUCUGACUCAGCCGUGUCUGGGUAGAAGUUUCGUAUUAGAAAGGGCAGAAGCCUAGAGAGAGCUGCUCUUUUGUGUGGAGCACUGACGUGUCAUGUGUAAGAGUCAUUGCUAAUGCAGAAUGCAAAAGCACCCGUGAUAAGGUCCUGGCUUCUAACUGAGCCUAACACCAAGAGUUUCAAAAAUUUAGCCUUUCUCUUCUCCCAGAUUAUCAUGACAGCCUCCCCGGUGCAAGAGAAGCUGAAUUUUGUAGAGAGUAAGCACUGAGUGAUUUUUCAGGCAGGAUUUUCAGGAAUGUGUUUCAAAACUUUUAUACAUAUGGUUUCUAAUCAUUUUUAUGGCCAGUGCUAGGAAAAGUACAUUGAACUGAACAUGAGAAAUAUGGGUGCAGAUGUUGCAGCAGAGUUUACGGACCACUUCAAGAAUCUGGAGAAGCAGCUGGGCUCAUUUUGCUGACAACAGUGUGUUGAUGCUGGGAAUUAACUAGGAAACUUGAAUACCAGAUAAAGAGGUUGAGUAGGAGCUCAACCUGCAAGAAACUAAAAAGAAGAGGUUCUUUUGCUAGAAGCCACCUCAAAAACAACAGAACAGCUGGGAAAGCUCCUGCUUUCUCCAAAGAGGAAGGGGUCAUCCGUGAGCUUAGGGUGACUAGAAAACUCACUCAUUUCUGAAUUGGAUUGGCGUUACUGGCAUAUGGAUCUUACAUGGGUGUCUUGUUAAUCGUGGGAGUUUUCUGUUGGUUUACAUAGGCUGAGUAGACUCUUACCUCCAGGUGCUGGUACCUCUGACUAUUCAGAAUAAAGUUAUUUUUAAUGCUGUGCUGAUCUAGUUAAAGGACUAAAGAAGUUUUAUUUUGGUUUGGUAGCUCAUUUCCCCCUGGUUCUAUUGAUGAUAUGAUUACAAAACAAGACACAUGUUUCUUCAUAUUGAAAAUAACAUACCAGGUGUGUAUGCCACCUGUGACCUGGUGUAUACAAGGGGGAUGAAUGCCUUGGGAAUAGAUAAUAAAAUGAAUCCUCUGCAAUCUUUAACCAGGGAGUCCAUCUCUUCAAACCAGAAGGCCCUCCCAUAACUUCAAAUAAGCACUUUAAACGCACCAGUAAGAUGAAGAUUGGUGAACUCUGUUUUAUUAAAUGAAUGCAAAAGCUGGAGGAUCUCAUUAAGAGAAUGCUUGCAGUGGUGAUUUGUGAUUUAUAGGGAAGCUGUUUUUGAGAGGUUAGUGAAGAAAAAUGCAUCCCAUGCAGGGAAAGAUAUAUUGCCUGAGAGAGGAAAUGUAUGAUCCAAUUAGCUAGCAGUAGGGAUUCACCCACUGCCCCUUUCCCUCUUCCACAGGCCAUAACUACAAUUAGAAAAGAAGUGGUGUCUAAAGCAUGUUGUCCAACUUGUUUUUUACAGGAUUAUUUCAAGCACUAAUGUAGAGACAGUUUAAUGUCCUUCAAAAGGGUGUGUUUGACAAUAACCAUCCAACCCUUUCAAAUGCAUUUUAAAAGCACCAUAUAUUGUCCUUCCUGUCUAAUGUGCUAUAUAAUACCAGCAUGAUGCAGGUGGUGCUUCUUGCUAUUUUCCUAGCUUAUUUGUGACCUUGAUUGUAUAGGCCAGUAGUGAAGAGUGGGAAGAGAACAUGAGAGCCAGACUGUGGAAAAUAGUUUUGUGUCUGCGUGAAGGAGUUCAGGGUGGUGAGUAGGUGAGCUGGGCGAGCAGGAUGAGUAAGAGUCUGAAACCAUUAUUAAGUUUCUCUUACUAUAUUUACGAACUGUUGUGGUCACAUCUGUGGGGUGAAGAUGUGUGUUUGCUGCCUACAGCCGUAGCAUCAGUCUGAAUUACAAGUGCUGUGGAGAACAGUGGGAGGAAGACAGAAAGCCUGUCUGCUGACCAGGAAGCUUGUUGUCUUCUUACAGCUCCCCUGCUUUGUCCAGCUGUGCAGUGCUGCAGGUGCUCAGCACGAGCAUUACAACACAGAAAAGACCCAACUUAACCAGAACUGAAAUUUCAAAAGAAGGGGGAGGAAACAAACAGGUCUUUAAUUGUUUUUAACAGAUAUGUAGUCCUUUUUCCUGCUUGCUUGUCUGAUUAGGCAAAACCAUUUCUUUCCUCCUUGGAGCCCCUCGUUCUUACCUUUCCUUUGGUCCUCAUGGUUUUGCUCAGAAUCCCUGUUAUACUUGUGCCCUGCUUUACUUAGCUUGAUACAUCACCAGCUGACUUUUUUUUUUUUUUAUCCUUCUAAUUUCUGCAUUAUCUAUUCCCGAGGCUGCAAGACAUUUCUUCUUAGAGAGAUUAAUAGACGAAAGAAAACAAAAGUGGAAUUUUUAGUCAAAUUGUCUUGGAAGAAAGAACCUUAAGAAGCUGUCUGACAUUCUGAAAUUUUACUGGAAAUUCAUUUGUGUAAAGUUGUCAUAUUAAAGAUGCUUUAAUGGGUUUGUUUUGUCUUGCCAGACAAAGUCUACUGUGCAGUGAAAUGCAGGAUGUAAAAUUCCAGAAAGAUCAGGUUUUAUUGUGAGAGUUAAUAGGAGUUUCAAAGCUGAUCCUACUGUGAUAAGAUCUGUUCAGUCUUAACAAUGGAGUGGUCACUGCUGUUCAUAAUAAAGCAUUAAAUAUACUGAAA
Myiozetetes cayanensis is the source of this 5516-nucleotide messenger RNA. It is a transcript of the gene IFT27, whose product is annotated as intraflagellar transport 27. Gene Ontology annotation, cellular component: Golgi apparatus. The record is from RefSeq and is a predicted model, not a curated record. The transcript is spliced from 7 exons. Bases 1208 to 1804 code for a protein of 198 amino acids. Gene Ontology annotation, molecular function: GTPase activity; GTP binding. Lineage: Eukaryota; Metazoa; Chordata; Aves; Passeriformes; Tyrannidae.